AUGUUUAUUAAAACAAUUGCUGAUUGUUUGGAAAAUCCAGUGGAUGAUCUUUUUCAUGGGGGAGAAAAUCUUGUAGGUUAUCCAAACAUAGAAAAUGGUGGUGUUGAGUGCACUGUGUACUUUGAUCCGGUUCAGAGUGGGAGCACUGUGACUCUGCGACUGAAUGUGAAGUUCCUAGAAGUGGCCACCAGCUGUGUGGCUUGUGCUUACCCCAAGGUUGAUAAUCAAGAGAGUCCCCGCAUCCGCUGCCGACCUUCUUACACAGAACCCCCAAAACUCACGGGACUCUGGAAGCAAGGGCUUCAGCAACGCUCAAUCCCUUUCGCGCGCUUCAGCCUCGUCUCUCCAUCCCUUCGCUCGCUUCAGCCUCGUCUCUCCAUCUCUCGAUCGCGCUUCAUCCUCCUUGAACUACUCGUCCAGGAGUCUGCUACAAGUGCAGUUGAGAUUGCUGGGAAACAUUUUCCAGGAGUAGAAUGCAAAUGGGGUGAUCAGGGUCUUGAGGAAAUUAUUGCAGAUAGUUCAAUUCUUGGUGUUGCUGUGGUUUUAGCUGGCCAAGCUCAGGUAUAGCUAAUACUAAAGCUUGCUUCUUUUUUUAUUGAAUCAUAGAAACAGAAGCUUGGUAGUAGAAAUUUGUAGUCUUUUUAGCAUUUUGCGUGUAA
Messenger RNA from Rosa rugosa (rugosa rose), 659 nucleotides. RefSeq lists its product as uncharacterized. The coding region runs from base 1 to 567 and encodes 188 amino acids. The record is from RefSeq and is a predicted model, not a curated record. Lineage: Eukaryota; Viridiplantae; Streptophyta; Magnoliopsida; Rosales; Rosaceae. The transcript has 5 exons.